AUGGCACCACCAGCUUCCGGGCGCAAGUCUAAGAACGUUAGCAAGGGUAAAAAUGAUGCGAAAACUUUGAAAAGGAAAAGAGAUAUAGAAGAUCUUGAAAAACUUCAGAAAUCAAUUGAUGAGCUUGAUGCGAAAGCAGAAAUCAAAAACUUCUCUGAACUUCCCCUGUCUGAACCGACAUCAUCUGGACUCGAAGCAUCUCACUUCAAAACUUUGACGGACGUUCAAUCGAAAGCUGUACCUCUUGCGCUCAAGGGAAAAGAUAUUCUGGGCGCUGCGAAAACUGGUAGUGGAAAGACUCUUGCAUUUUUAGUACCGGUAUUAGAGAACCUUUACAGACAGAAAUGGACAGAAUUAGAUGGCCUUGGCGCUCUCAUUAUAUCUCCAACUCGUGAAUUGGCCAUACAAAUCUUCGAGGUUCUGCGAAAAAUCGGACGAUACCACACCUUCUCGGCAGGAUUGAUCAUUGGAGGUCGGAGUCUGCAAGAGGAGAGGGAACGUUUAGGGAGGAUGAAUAUACUUGUGUGUACACCCGGGCGCAUGUUACAACAUAUGGACCAAACGGCUGCAUUCGAUGUUGAUAACCUACAAAUGUUGGUCCUAGAUGAGGCAGAUCGAAUCAUGGAUAUGGGAUUUCAAACAUCUGUCGACGCUAUACUAGAACAUUUACCGAAACAAAGGCAAACGAUGCUAUUUAGUGCCACACAAACGAAGAGAGUCUCGGAUCUAGCAAGAUUGAGUUUGAAGGAACCCGAAUAUGUCGCAGUACAUGAAGCAGCAUCCUCAGCCACCCCCACAACAUUACAACAACAUUACUGCGUAGUGCCGUUGCCUGCAAAGCUCAACACGCUAUUUGGCUUCAUUAGAGCUAACCUAAAGGCUAAAAUAAUAGUAUUUAUGUCUUCAGGCAAGCAAGUACGUUUUGUCUACGAAAGUUUAAGACAUUUACAACCUGGUAUUCCAUUGCUUCAUCUCCACGGUAGGCAAAAGCAAACCGCAAGGCUUGACAUAACUUCGAAGUUCUCUUCAUCGAAAAAUUCAUGUAUAUUUGCGACAGAUGUUGUUGCAAGAGGUCUUGACUUUCCUGCAGUCGAUUGGGUGAUUCAAUUAGAUUGCCCCGAGGAUGCUGAUACCUAUAUUCACAGAGUUGGUCGAACUGCACGUUAUGGGAAAGUAGGCCGGGCAGUCAUGUUUUUGGAUCCAUCUGAGGAAGAGGGCAUGCUGAAACGAUUGGAACAUAAGAAAGUACCGAUACAAAAGAUUAAUAUCCGACCGAACAAGACGCAAGACAUCAAAAAUCAAUUACAAAACAUGUGUUUCCAGGACCCUGAGCUGAAAUACCUAGGUCAGAAAGCAUUUGUCAGUUAUGCCAAAUCUAUCUUCUUACAAAAAGACAAGGAGAUAUUCAAUAUCAAUGAGGUUGAUCUGGAGGGUUUUGCAUCGAGUAUGGGUCUUCCCGGUGCGCCAAAGAUUAAAUUCCAGAAAGGAAACGAUGCAAAGAAUGUCAAGAAUGCUCCAAGAGCUGCUAUUGAGUCUAGCGACGACGACAGCGAAACCGAGAAGAAACCUAAAAAGAAAGAAGAAGUCCGAACGAAAUACGAUAGAAUGUUUGAGCGCCGUAACCAGGAUGUUUUGUCUGGUCAUUACUCCAAGAUGAUCGCAGAUGAUACCCCUAUGAAGGAUGUAGAUGGUACCGCGGACGCUGAUGAAGACAAUGACUUUUUGUCAGUGAAGAGAGUAAUACCUGUGGGUAACAAUGAUAGUUCCGACGACGACGAUGAAGAUGUUGCUGCGACUGGGCCACUAGGAAAGGUUAUCGAGGGUAUUAGCAAGGAUCCUAUUGUGAUAGACUCGAAACGAAAAGAGAAACUUUUGAAAUCUAAGAAGAAGCUUCUUAAGCUCAAAGAUAGAGGAACCAAAUUGGUAUUCGAUGAAGAAGGUAAUCCUCAUCAAGUAUACGAAUUGGAAGACGAAGAAGAUUUCCGCGCAAGAGGUCCAGCCGAGGAGCAACGAGCUAAGUUCUUGGAAGAAGAAGCCGAAAGAGUUCGUCAAGCAGAUCUUCUUGAUAAACAAACUGCAAAGGACAAGAAACGAGAAAAGCGUGAGAAACGUAGAGCGAGAGAAGCAGCAUUGGAGGAUGACGAUGAGGCACCUGAAUUGGUUGGUGCUGGGGAUGAUGAAGAUCCUAUGGCUCUUCUUAGAUCUUUGCCUCUACCAGAAGACGAAGAGGAUGAAGAUAGUUCGGCAAGGCCUGCAAAGAGACCUAAGAAAUGGUUUGAGGAUGAUUCAGAUGAUGAGAGAAAGGUUGCUAAGAGAAAGAGUCGUGUUAUUGAAGCUGCAGAUGAACCUGAGACACUGGAAGAUUUGGAGGCUUUGGCUGCUGGUCUUCUUAAUUAA
Molecule: messenger RNA, 2397 nt
Organism: Botrytis byssoidea
Lineage: Eukaryota; Fungi; Ascomycota; Leotiomycetes; Helotiales; Sclerotiniaceae
Exons: 2
Coding region: 1-2397 (798 amino acids)
Biological process (GO): rRNA processing
Cellular component (GO): nucleus
Molecular function (GO): RNA helicase activity; ATP binding; nucleic acid binding
Source: RefSeq, a predicted model, not a curated record